This is a messenger RNA of Trichomycterus rosablanca, 1107 nucleotides long. RefSeq lists its product as uncharacterized. The transcript has 10 exons. The record is from RefSeq and is a predicted model, not a curated record. NCBI's taxonomy places the organism in Eukaryota, Metazoa, Chordata, Actinopteri, Siluriformes, Trichomycteridae. Bases 54 to 905 code for a protein of 283 amino acids.
AUACAGGAAACAGUGCUGCUCUGCAAGCGAGAGUAACAGCUACACAGGCUCCCAUGGAGAAACCGGAGGUGACCAACAGUAUCCACUACCCUCCUGCCUACAACCCACCAUACCCCCAACACUAUCCAAACACAGCCGAGAAUGCAGGGCAGGUCGUGAUUCCAACAGUCUCUCAACAAAGCUAUAAUAUAGAGAUGGCAGACAGUGUACCGCCGGAAUAUACACAGUCAUUUGAGGAUGUUAACCAGUUCUCAGAAGCUUCCAUCAGACGAGGGUUCAUCAGAAAGGUGUACCUGACACUGGUGGUCCAGUUGCUGAUAACAGUUGGAAUAAUCUGUGCUUUUCUGUACUGGGACACCCUGAAAAACUGGACAGUGCGCACCUAUUGGUUUUCCUUUGCCAUGAUGGGGACAACAUUGGCUUUAGUCAUUGUGCUUUCCUGUUGUAGCGAUUUGCGCCGAAAAGUUCCCUUGAACUUCAUUUUGCUCGGGCUGUUUACAAUCGCAGAGGGUCUACUGCUCGGAUCAGUUACAGUGUAUUUUAAUGCAGAGGCUGUGCUGUGGGCAGUAGGAGCCACUGCCUUUGUGUCCUUUGGUCUCAGUGUAUUCGCAAUGCAGACAAAGUUUGACUUUACAGCAGUCAGUGGAUUGAUUUGGAUUUUAUGCUGGACUCUGCUCUCAUUUGGGUUACUCUGUGCUAUCAUUAGAUCUCAGUAUCUUUAUAUUGCUUAUGCAUCUUUGGGAACGUUGCUCUUCUCUGCUUACCUGGUGAUGGAUACACAGCUUAUGCUGGGUGGAAAGCAUAAAUAUUCCAUCAGUCCAGAGGAGUACAUAUUUGCUGCACUGAACCUCUACAUUGACAUUGUAACAAUUUUCCUGUUGAUACUUCAGCUGUUCGGCCGAUGAUAGGCUCAGCUACUGAUGCACUUUAUGUGACCAAAAUAAUAAAUUACCAUUGCUGCCCUCUGCAGUGCUGUAAUUCCAAAUGUAAUUUUUGUACUGCUUACUUACCUAUGUUUAUAUGAUUAUGGGCCUCCAUUCUACCUUGUAACUUAGAGCUUUGUCAUUGAUGACAUAAAACCAAUAAAUGUCUUGAUGCGUGGUCAUA